Messenger RNA from Trichomycterus rosablanca, 3606 nucleotides. RefSeq names its product multiple EGF like domains 6 (gene megf6). Lineage: Eukaryota; Metazoa; Chordata; Actinopteri; Siluriformes; Trichomycteridae. The record is from RefSeq and is a predicted model, not a curated record. Gene Ontology annotation, molecular function: calcium ion binding; protein binding.
AUGACAUUCGCAGAUGACACUGUGAUUUGUAACAAGAGUAAGGAGCAGGUUGAGGAGAGCCUGGAGAGAUGGAGAUAUGCAUUGAGAAGGGUGAUGCAAGUUAGCAGGAGUAAAACGGAGUACAUGCUGAACGUGUGUAAGCAGGAGGAGGUACAGAUGAUGGGCAUGUUGCAGCCAUGUGUUCAGGCGUUUACACGAAUGGUGAGGGUGUGGAGACAAGGUUGCUCACCCCAGCGUUGGUGCAUGGGCUUCGAGAGAAGGACAGCUUACUUUACAAUGUAUAAGCAAGUGUACAGUAUGAAUCUGCAGACUGUGUAUAAAUGCUGUCCAGGAUGGACCCAGCGAGCAGAGGAGAGAGGCUGCUUACACAGACUAUGUUCCCCAGACACCUGUUUUAAUGGAGGUAGAUGUGCACAGACAGGGGAACGCAUGUGUGAUUGUCCGGUUGGCUUCCAGGGAACACGCUGCCAGUAUGAUGUGAAUGAGUGUGAGAACUCGAACGGUGGAUGCGAGGGCACGUGCUGCAACACUAUUGGCAGUUUUUACUGCAAAUGUCCUGAAGGCAGCACACUUGGAGAGGAUGGCAAGACCUGCAAGGAUAUAGAUGAGUGUGAGGAACUGAAUGGUGGCUGUCAGCAGAACUGUGUCAAUACAUUUGGGUCAUUCUACUGCGAGUGUGGUGAGGGUUUCCACAUGCACACAGAUGCUCGCUCAUGCAUAGCUGUGAACUCAUGCUCAGUAAAGAAUGGAGGUUGUGAGCACAGGUGUGUGGAUCUGGGAGGUGAACAUUAUAAGUGUGAGUGUCGCACUCAAUACCAGCUAAAGAGUGAUGGCAGGCACUGUGAGUUAAAAGACCAAUGUUUGGAGAGUAAUGGUGGCUGUGCUCAGCUGUGUAUCAGUGACAACAGAAAUGGAACCUUGGAGUGCAGUUGCAAAACUGGAUUCACACUUGCAACAGAUCACAAGAGAUGUGAUGAUGUAGAUGAGUGUCUGUACAUGCACACUGAGUGUGCUCAUGGCUGUGUGAAUAUGCCUGGCUCUUUCAGGUGUGUGUGUAACCCUGGUUUUGAGCUUGGGAUGGAUGGCAAAAAGUGCUAUCGUAUUGAAAUGGAGAUAGUAAAUAGUUGUGAGAAAGAUAAUGGAGGCUGUUCACAUCAUUGUGAACACAACAACAUUGGUCCAGUUUGCUCCUGCAACCGUGGAUACAAGCUCGCAGAUGACCUCAGGACAUGUAGAGACAAGGAUGAGUGUAAAAGUAAGGAGGACUGUUGUCAGCACUACUGUAAAAACUAUCCAGGAGGUUAUGAGUGUAGCUGCAGACCUGGAUACACACUCAAUCUGGAUGGCUGCACAUGUGAUGAUGUUAAUGAAUGUGCACUGGAGACAUCAGGCUGUAGUCAAUACUGUGUGAACAAUCAAGGAUCCUACGAGUGUUUUUGCAGGACAGGAUUCCAAUUGCACCAAGACCAACACCUCUGUGUCCCACUAUACGAGCAAGAUCUUGAUACAGAAGAAGGAGAAGAGACAGAGGGUGAGCAGGAGGAACUAGAAGUUCGUCCUUUUACUGAUCUGCUUUACCGGCGUUCCCCACAACUUCUGCAAUACGUUGCGGCACGCUCUACUUAUGACUAUGAAGACUUGGAAACGUCCUACGUGGAGCAAACACAGGGACAAGAACAGAGGGCAGAACUCACUAUGAUCAGCAAAAUUAUGUGCGAGGAAGGCUCAUUUGGUGAUAAUUGCAAUCUUAGCUGUAAGGACUGUGCUAACGGCGGUGUGUGUGGAGAGAAGAGAGAUCACUGUAUUUGUACACCUGGAUGGACUGGCAUCACAUGUAACCAAACUUGCGCUCUUGGCCUUUAUGGAGAAAUAUGCAAAUCCCUGAAUUGCAGGAAUGGAGGUAUAUUAACAAAUGUCCCUGGGAAGUGUUUUUGCCCUCCUGGAGUCUACGGCCUGCACUGUGAAAAUGGCUGUCCUCAUGGCUUUUUCGGAAGGUUCUGUCGAAGGAGAUGCAAUUGCCCCAAAAAUGGACUCUGCCACCCUAUGUAUGGUGGAUGUUUCUGUGUGGCUGGACUCUACGGAAAGUUUUGUCAUCUGCUGUGUCCAAGAUGGACGUAUGGAGCUGGAUGUUCAGAUGAGUGUGACUGUGUUCAGGAGAAUUCUCUUAGCUGUGACCCCCAAAAUGGAACAUGUAUCUGCAAGCCUGGUUACCAUGGUGACCGCUGCCAGACAGGUAUAGCGUGCCCUGUUGGCUUCUAUGAGCCUGGAUGCGAGUCUCACUGCAGUUGCCACUCCAACGCCACAUGUAAUCCGGUAAAGGGACAGUGUGUGUGUCCACCAGGAUACACUGGAAACAACUGCUCCACAGGAGACAGAUCUGUACUACUGACAGUCAAGUCAAGUCAACUUUAUUUAUAUAGCGCUUUUUACAAUAGACAUUGUCUCAAAGCAACUUUACAAAAUCCAGGACCAACAGAUACAAAAGGAAACUACCAAGAGGCCAGUGGCAACUUUGAAGGACUUGAAAUGUGUAAGCAGGACCAGUAUGGACUGAACUGUUUUUGUGCAUGGUGCUCUGUAUAUAAACAGUUUUGUGACCCCAUUAAUGGCAAGUGCACCUGUAUGCUUGGUUACUACGGCAACCACUGCCAACUCAAGUGCCGGGAGGGCACCUAUGGCCCUGACUGCAAAAAGAAGUGCCGCUGUGCAAAUGGGGGUCGCUGUGACUUCAAGACUGGCACAUGCUUUUGCCCACUGGGUUAUCUGGGAGCCAGCUGCAGUAUCAUUUGUCCUGCUGGGUGCUAUGGGAAGGACUGUGCCAAUGUGUGUGAGUGUGGUGAAGGAGGGCAGUGCCACCCGGUGACCGGGAAUUGCAACUGUGUUAGUGGUCGAACAGGCCAGUCCUGCCAGGAGGUUUGUCCUAGGGGGCGCUAUGGAUCACAGUGUCGUGCAGUGUGUGCAUGUGUAAAUGGAGGCUUGUGUGACCAUGGUGAUGGAACCUGCAGAUGUAGACUAGGUUGGACGGGCAUACAUUGUGAGCAAGUGUGUCAGCCAGGCUGGUUUGGAAUUAAUUGUGAACAGGAGUGUGUGUGUCACAAUAAUGGCACAUGCAACCACAUAACAGGCUCCUGCUCCUGUACGCCUGGAUACUACGGUCCUGCCUGCCAACACAAAUGCCCUGCUGGAUUUUAUGGUGAACUUUGUUCAAAUCAGUGCAACUGCGCACACAGUCCAACGUGUGAUCAUGUGACAGGACAGUGUGUGUGUACUCCAGGUUACCAAGGUGAACACUGUGAAAAAGCUUGUGCAGUGGGCAGUUUUGGUGCCGGCUGCAUACACCAGUGUAAGUGUGCAGAGGGUGUCCCCUGUAAUCCAGUUACAGGCAAGUGCCUCUGUUCCCUGGGGAGAACCGGGGAGUGCUGUGAUAAAGAUUGUCCAAGUGGGUGGUAUGGUCCGGAUUGUUAUUUACAGUGUCAGUGCACACAUGGAGGGAAGUGUGACCAACAAAGUGGACGCUGUGUCUGCCCACUUCCCUAUUUUGGACCAACCUGUCAGGAUAAUAACAUGGCUGUCUCUGUUCCAGUGAAGAGGCAGAUAGGUGUGUAG